UGUAAUGAUCCGCGUUUCCAGUCGGAAGAAAGCAUAAUGGGGACACGGUCACAUUGACUGGUCUGUCCUACACAUACAACGCUAAAUAAUCAGUAUGUAUUUAAGCAAUAUGUUUUGUAAGAAGUUUGGGGAGCUCGUGCAAGGGAUAUCUACUAGAAGUUUGAAGAGAGACGGGGCUGCGUCGGGAAGGAGAUCGUUCAGCUGGACCUCAGUAUGUCAGCACCGCGCUCUGUUUCUGAACCGUCGCGCAUGUCCAGCUGUCCAAUUACGCCCAGUACCAAACCAUGUCAGGGCCUGCUACGCCUCGCAGUCCACCGUGGACCCAGACGAGGUGAAGAAGUUCCAGGCACUGGCCAGCAAGUGGUGGGAUGAACAAGGGGAAUUUGCAGCCCUCCACUCCAUGAACGACUUACGGGUGCCUUUCAUACGGGACAACCUGAUGCGUGUCCACGGGGGGCGCCACCCCGGGAAACCCCUCGCCGGUCUACGCAUCCUGGACAUGGGCUGUGGAGGAGGCCUCCUCACAGAGCCCCUAGGCAGACUGGGGGCAGACGUGUUGGGGAUUGACCCGGCAGCCAACAGCAUCGGGACAGCAGAGCUCCAUACCUUCCGAGACCCGGAGCUGCUGGGGCGUGUCAGCUAUCGGGCCUGCACCCUGGAGGAGCUGUCCCAGGGCCUGGAGGGGGAGGGGGAGGGGGAGGGGGAGGGGGGGGAGGCGGUGGAGGGGGAAGAGGAGUCGUUCGACGCGGUGGUGGCCUCUGAGGUGGUGGAACACCUGGCUGACCUGGACACCUUCGCCCUCUGCUGCGGGGACGUCCUGAAGCCCGGAGGCUCUCUCUUCAUCACCACCAUCUCCAAGACCAACCUGUCCUACGCCCUGGCCAUAGUGGCGGCAGAGCGGGUGCUGGGCAUCGUGCCCAGCGGUACCCACGACUGGGACAAGUUCAUCACCCCUGUGGACCUGGAGCGCCUCCUGGAGUCCAAUGGUUUUAGUGUGGAGAGUAUCCAGGGCAUGCUGUACAACCCUGUGUCUGGGGGGUGGAGCUGGACGCAGAGCACCAGCGUCAACUACGCCCUGCACGCCGUCAAGAGGACGGAGGAGGCCCCGCCCGGCCACACCCAAACAGGCCCCGCCCACACUGGAGGCAGAGACGCGGCCCCUCCUGGACACAGCUGAGGGCGAGGGAGGGUGACGGGAAACAGGAGUGGGGGAAGACUGUGAUGGAGGAGGUAGGACUGAAGCAUCUCCAAGGUUCUUCCCCGGAGAUUUCCUUUAGGAGAUGUUCCGGACCAGACCUGGAGGAUGAGAGGAUGGAAAGACGGGGUCGGGGAUAGAACAGAGCUCGUCUGGACAGUCCUUGUGUAUCUUGUUGGCAGUGUGGUAUUUAUUUUAGCCAGCCGACGCUAGACAGCAGUGCUGAGCUGGUGUGACCUUGUUUGAAGAGCACUCUGCUGCCAAACUGUCUUGAAGAAUCACCAUGAGAUGAGCUGAAGUCCGAGUGUUCACGGCCAUGGUGAGGGGCGAGGGGUUAGAUGUACUGUUCAAAAGGAAAAAGACAGAAUCAUGCCUAAUAAACAGAUGAAACAUG
Hypomesus transpacificus is the source of this 1589-nucleotide messenger RNA. RefSeq names its product coenzyme Q3 methyltransferase (gene coq3). The record is from RefSeq and is a predicted model, not a curated record. The transcript is spliced from 6 exons. NCBI's taxonomy places the organism in Eukaryota, Metazoa, Chordata, Actinopteri, Osmeriformes, Osmeridae. Gene Ontology annotation, biological process: ubiquinone biosynthetic process. Gene Ontology annotation, molecular function: 2-methoxy-6-polyprenyl-1,4-benzoquinol methyltransferase activity. The coding region runs from base 95 to 1177 and encodes 360 amino acids.